UUGUCUCUCACGGAGGACUGCAUUGUCUGAAAUGACUGAUUACGUUCAAUUCAUGAGUCUGUUCAUGUAUUCUAGUCGAGGCUCAGGUGGUGUUAUAGGACGGGAAGCAACCUGUGUUCAUGAAUAGCGCGUCUCAUAAUGAUGAACCGGAUACAAUCACCAAUCUUCUAAGGACUUAAUUCUAUUCCCAGCUCCGGCGUCAUAGAGCACGAAACUUACUAGCGUUGCAGCAUCCAUUUUGUGAGCUGCAGUAAAACAAGAUUGUGUAGGCCUAUGAGAAUAGCAAUAUUCUACUCAAGUCUUAAAACAGCGUGCGUCAGAGGCCGCGGGCAGUGCACGAUUAAGCGUGAUACGAGCAAGGAUGUGAUUUCGUGGACAUAUCUGAAUAAGCUGCGGUAAUGGAUGUGAAAAUAUUUGUAUGUUCAUUUUUAAAAAGAGAAGUACGAAUCUCGAUACAACAUAAUCAGGCCUGAAGUUAUAAGCCGUUAUAUUGAGAUGGACGCAGUUAGUAACCGUACCGUUCCCGGAAUAUCUGAACCAGUUGAUGGAAGUAGCGAUUUACAAAAUGAAUCUUAUAAGGUUUCAACCGAUCAGGAUACUAUAUCAGGACUUCAACAUGAAGGAAUCGAUGUAUACUGUUCCCCAAGAAUUCGCAGAAAACAUAGAACGUCUGUUGAGGGCGCUAGUGGACCUAACGAAGAAUUUGAUUGGCUGGAAACUGUUGACCAUAGUCUUGGUAUACCAGCAACUUUACACAUGACGAAAUGUAAAAGCAACCAAGAUAUUAACUCUGAAGCAUUUUUGAAAGAAAGCAGAAAGAGUAAAGCUCACUCAAUGUUGUUACUUAAAGAGAGUGAUCGCCUUUCACUUCACAAUUCUUGCUGUAAUCUUUUAACAGGGAGAUCAGACCAAAAACGUCUGACAAGUCCCGACGUAGCAAAUAUGCGAUCAACUGAAAGAGACCAAAGUAAAUCGUGCAAUGACCUUACGAAAGCCUUUGAGAAAUCUUGGGGCAGAAACUUACUAAAAAGUAAUUGCACAAGCAAUGUAUCUUUAAAUUCUCACCCAUCAACACCCGGGACUUUACGAAGCAGCAGGGUCAGUUUAUUAUCGGCAAAUGCUGAGUCUUACGAUGAACUUUAUAAUCAGGCUUUCAAUUCGACCUUUGUGUCUGGGAGCACGGAACAACUUGUGGAAGACAGACAACGAAGGAAUCAAUUUGUUAGAGAUUGGUUGGAAAAAACUGAGGUUGAAACAUUCGCUAUUGAAGGACAGUAAAACUUCAUAGAUAACGAUUACAGAGAUAAGAAACCUUUACAUUCACCUACAUGAUUUCCAUUUAUUAGAAACAUUCCAAUCCUGCAUGACGCGGUAGGACUAGAAGGUAAUGAUGUUAUUAAAAAUGAUCUGCACAUGCGAGAAUGUUAAGUUCUUCCCGUCGCUUGGAUUCUGGGAUGCAGUUUGGUCGAAUCAUCGAGAACGUGAAUUCUUUUUAGCAUCGCGUUGUCGUGCAAAAGCAAAAAAGCUCCUUAUUGUCUUAUUAUAGGCCUUUAACACCCACACCUUAAACCUACUGUAUGAUGAUUUCAUAAUAAUUAUUUGGUGUGGUCGGGAGUAAAAUGUAAAUAAUAAUUACGUACGGACUCAUCAUUAUGAAUUGAUAAAGAAAGAAAAUAGAAACAUUUUUAACUAAUUAAAUUAUUUAAUUUAAAUAAAAAUAGUUCUAUUUAAUAUAUUUCAGAUUUGAAUAAACUAUAAUCAUUGAUCUGUUAUCUAGUUUUAUGACGUAAGUAUAUGAAAAUUAUAACAAAUUCUGAAUACACCGUAAGUCCAAAGUGAAAUGAAUGAUCGUAUAAGCUGCGCCAAUUCAACGACAAUAAACACUUAUACUGGGUAUGCACAUUCUUAAAAUCCAUUAUGUCAUCAUUCGUGAUUAAUGUUUAUAUCGUCAAUCAACAGCUAAUGUAACAUCACACAUAAUGUGGGUGACAAUUAUUGAAGAGUUUAAUGUUGCAGUUACUACUCUGCAAUCAAUCUAAUAUGCUGUCAGAUUUUACAAUAUCUAACUGUAGACCACACAGUAAAUGGGUGCUCAGCACAAAGGCUGAAUGACCACAUUAAAUGUUUCAAGAAAAAUUAGUAUUUCAAGAAAAACAGAUGUUAAAUAUGUCUGAUAUCUAGAAUGUUACCCGGAAAAAAAAUGUAAAUACUCAACAUUCGUUGGUGAGUCAUGAAGCUAUUAACUGGGAUUACAUAGAGAUGUAUUCGUCUAUGCUAAAGCACCAAUGCAGAAGACUUCUAAUGUCUAACUUAGCGACACAAUAAUUUGUGUAUGUUCUUCCAUUGUGAAAAAAAAAAUGACACAUUCAAAUACGAUAAAUUACUACAUAAAUUUGGUUACCAAUAGUAAUAUACGUUCUAUGAUAUUUUUCAUGUUUCUACAGUUCAUAUUCAUGUAUUUAUUAUGUUGCCACAAUUAAUCUGUACUAAAUGAAAUGUACAAGAUUGUUUGUCCAUCACGUUUGGUAAAUAUUAAAAUUGAUUUUAAUUCAAUAUUUAAGUUGUUAUUAUCUAUUUAAGCUAAAAUUUCAAAGGACUUCCGAAGUGAAACUUGUUUUAUAACACAAAAUUAUCUUUCUAUAUCAGUAAAUGUAAUUGUUGGUUUCCCUUAAAAUUGUUUACAUUGUAAACCUAUUCAAUAAUUUUAACUGAUUGUCGAGCAAACAGACUUAAUGUUCAGCAUUUUAUUCUGCAUUAUCUUAAGACAAACCAGAAGAAAGAAAUCAGUAAGAUUGUUGGUUUCCUAUAAAAGUAUCUACAUUAUAAACCUAUUUAAUUUAAUGUAUUGUCGAGCAACUUUACAAAACAAUAAAUAAACUUCAGGUUAAAAAAAAUGCUGACCACUUUAGUGUUCAAUCAAAAUUUUUAGAGUGUGGAUUUAUAUUAUUGCCUGAUUAAUGCUUUAAAUUCAAUCUAAAAAUAAUCUUAGAAUUUAGUUUUUAAUUUAUAAUAAAUAUUAUUCUUUGUAUUUAUUUAUUUCAAAAUUAUACAUAUCUCUAUAUUUCAUUUUCCAAUCUGAGAGAUGUAAAGUAAUUUAACUCGGAUGGAAUUUUUAUGAACAAAAUAAAGCCCCGGGGUUUAACGCAUCACUUAUGCUACAUUUGCGUUUUCAUGGAAUGCACACUAUUAGCAAAAUACUAUACUGUACUGCAAUAAUAUUGUGUAAAAAUUACGGAAUAUUAUAUUAUAUUAAAUAUGGUUUUAAACAUAAUUGAAAUAAAAAUUUAAAAAGAGUGUGACAAUAUUUUACAUUAAAGAUCAUAUGUUUACUUAAACAUUUUAAGAUCUUCAGUAUCGACAUGUAAUGUUUUGUAAUUUAUCGAGAGUUUUUAAUGAACUGGAAUGAGUAGGUAUACUAUAGGCCUACAAGUAGAAAAAUAGGAUGUUUUUUAGCAUAGUAAUAUGAAUCUUCCCUUACAUAAAUGUUCCAAAAACAUUUAUAGUAAUAAUAUUAAAGAUGUUAAAAUAAUUUAUAAUUGUCUUCUGGAUAUGUUUAUAAGACAUGUUUUAAUUACAGGAGAAUCCUAUUAGGACGGACCUUGCAGAAGUAAAAACUUUGUCGGUCAAGAGUUCAUAUGUAUUUAUAUUCAAACGUAUUUUGUUAUGGAAACUGUAAUUUCUAGAUAAACGUGAACCAAUGGUGUUUAUUUCUGACGUACUCAUGCGUAUUAUUGAAACAGUGACAUUUGAGAGUAAUUACGAAUCUCAAGAAUCAAAUUUCUUAAAUUAUAUAGAACGUUUGAAAUUGUUGAAACUGUAAUACAUUGAAGAGAAAUCACACGAGAAUUAUGUAUAUUAUAUUAAUAAAGUUUUACUUGAUUUCUAUAUUUUGUGCACUAGAACGUAGACGUAGGCGAAAAGAUUAUUUAUAUAUUUUUAACCUAAAAGUGUUAUAAUUUUGAUGAGAAUUUCGUUAAAUUUCAAUAAUUUGGAUAUUAAUUUAAUAAAAAGGUGCUUUUUAUUGAAGUACA
Anneissia japonica is the source of this 4031-nucleotide messenger RNA. RefSeq lists its product as uncharacterized. Lineage: Eukaryota; Metazoa; Echinodermata; Crinoidea; Comatulida; Comatulidae. The coding region runs from base 496 to 1278 and encodes 260 amino acids. The transcript has 2 exons. The record is from RefSeq and is a predicted model, not a curated record.